Molecule: messenger RNA, 1156 nt
Organism: Drosophila eugracilis
Lineage: Eukaryota; Metazoa; Arthropoda; Insecta; Diptera; Drosophilidae
Exons: 2
Coding region: 112-1026 (304 amino acids)
Source: RefSeq, a predicted model, not a curated record
GCACACGGGCAAAGGUGAUAAGUUGGGGCGUACUCCGCAUUAGAGGAAUAGUUUGUGCCCAUUCCGCCGAGCGCGCAGAAGUCUUUCAACAAUCGAAUCGCGUUUGCCAAAAUGCAACUGUUCCUUCUACUCCUUCUUGGAGCCUUGGGCUAUUCGUUGGCCUAUCCGCGCACCUAUAGUUACGAGUAUCCCCGAAGAAGGGCUUACUCGACCUCGUACUCCGGUAAUACGUAUAGUUCCCUGGCCAGUCGUAAAGCCAGGGAUGAAAGUACCACCACUAAAUCAGACAAGGAAAAUGCCAAGUUUGCCGGCGCCUCUAAUCAGGAAUUGGAUGAAACCGGUGAUGAACGAACUCUCCUACUGAAAAAGAAACUCAAGAGAUUGGCGAGGCCUUACUUGGGAUAUGGUGGAUACGGGGGUUACGGAGGAUACGGUGGAUAUGGCGGUUAUGGAGGGUACGGCGGUGGUCCCUGUUCGCCAUUUGGUCGAGAUGCCAAGGGUGGCCAAAAGGAUCCCGAUGAGCAAGGACGUUUUCUGUUCGACGUGAAUGUGGUGAAAGUUUACCCCGGCGGAUGUCGUGGUUAUGGUGGCGGCGGCCUUGGUGGUCUUGGCGGAGGUCUCCUAUCAGAUCCCCUGCCACCGGUUCAACCCAUUCCCGUGCCAGUGCGUCCGUAUGCUCCGUUUGCCACCUGGCUGUCGCUAUUUGCUCCGGGAAUCCUCAACUCCGCAACAGUGCCUGGUGUUCCAAUUAGAGAUCCACUAAGAGAUCCCGUUCAUCCUGCUGGAGAUGCACAAAGUGAUCCUGAAGUGGAUCCCAACUAUGCGGCACCGCCACCAGUGCGGCGACCUGUUCCAAAUCGUGUAUACUACGACUCAGCCGGAGCGCCUCCGGUGACACCUGCUCAACUAGUUGGAGGCGUGGCCACUACCGUGAACGGAAUUAUUCAGCAAUUGACGGGACAGGUUCAACCAGUUUACCAAACGGGAGCCUAUCGAUCAAGGGAUCAGCGAAGCAGCUAUGGAUAAGCAGCGCCAAACGAAUUACUUAUGUAUAGCGAUUUAUUUUUAAUGUAAAUAGGUUUUAAUAGAUAAUAGGAACGAUUUUUUAUACGAAACAUGUUUUUUAUUCAUUUGAGUUUGCUUAAUUGGGAUUAUG